Messenger RNA from Staurois parvus, 3603 nucleotides. The record is from the annotation of a GenBank genome assembly. Lineage: Eukaryota; Metazoa; Chordata; Amphibia; Anura; Ranidae.
AUGGCGGAGCAAGUGCAGGGUUUUAUGUGAGCAGCUAGUGAGGGCCGUCACCAUCAUCAUGGAGCCCGGCUCCACCCAGGAGCAUCGACUGGAGGCCCUGAGGUUCUGUGAAGGCUUCAAGGAAACGUGCCCCAUGUGUGUGCCCUGCGGUCUGCAGCUGGCAGAGAAGACUCAGCCACCCGUCAUCAGGCACUUUGGUCUGCAGGUUUUAGAGCAUGUAGUCAAGUUCCGGUGGAAUACCAUGGAACGAGAGGAGAAGGUGUGUCUGAAGGACAGUGUGAUGGGCCUCAUCGCUGGGGGCAUUCGUCCCAUCCUGGAAGAAGAAGGUCACAUCAAGGAUGUGUUGGCCAGGAUUGUGGUGGAGAUGAUAAAGCGGGAAUGGCCUCAGCACUGGCCAAACAUGCUGAACGAACUGGACACUCUCACCAAGAAUGGGGAAGUACAAACAGAGCUGGUCAUGUUCAUCCUCUUACGACUGGCAGAAGAUGUGGUGACCUUUCAGACUCUGCCGACCCAACGCCGGAGGGACAUCCAGUCUACUAUGACACAAAACAUGGACAAGCUCUUCACCUUCAUGUUGGGAAUUCUGGGAGACAGCGUCCAUCACUAUCAGCAGCUGAAAGGAGACCCAACGCAGAAGGACAAGUGCCAGGGACUGUGCCGGGUGGCUUUGGCGACUCUGAACACGCUGGCAGGAUACAUUGAUUGGGUGUCCAUCAGUCAUAUUACCGCACAGGACUGUAAGCUCCUCCAGAUGUUGUGCUUGCUGCUGGCUGAGGAGGAUCUGCAGGUGGAGGCAGCGGAGUGUCUGCUCAUCGCUGUCAGCAGGAAGGGCAAGUUGGAGGACCGAACACCUCUCCUCAACCUUUUCGCAGACAGUCCCAUGCACUAUAUUAUGACGGCUGCCCAGAAGGCUCAUGGGGAAGGCUUACAGGAGAAGCGUUAUGUUUUCCUGAAGAGGCUUUGCCAAGUGGUGUGUGCUCUGGGCAGUCAGUUGUGCGCCCUGACGGCGUCUCCUGAGAAUAAGAUCACGAUACCGAUGACUUUCAACAAAUACUUAAAAUCUUUACUGGAUUUCACAGCGCAUCCCAGCCAGUUUCUGAAAUCUUCCACCAUGAUGACGUGGGGGUCUCUCUUCAGACACGAAUUACUAUCAAAGGACCAAGCUCUGCAGGCCAUAGUUCCAGAAUUCUUGCGAGUUUCUAUGAGCAACGUAGUCCGGGUGGGCUUCCCUUCCAAGAACAAUAGUCCCAGCUGUGAAUAUUCCCGACUCGACUUUGAUAGUGAUGAGGACUUUGUAACCUUCUUCAACUAUUUCAAAGCAAUGAUGGGGGAUGUGAUGGAGGCAGUCGUGUCGUCUGAAUCCUCAUGCCAGCUUUCACAUGGCUGCCGAAUGGCUUCAGUUCCAGAUCUCUGCCCCACUGGACCCGGGACCAAAUGGCUCCAAGGCUGGAGAGGGACUCUGCACCCUCUUGUCACCCUCAUACAUUCAGUGGGAUGCCAUGACGUUUUUCUGCGAGUGUGUCAUCAACCAGGUUGUACGGGUGCUCCCGAAAGAGGAUCUGCCCGUGUCUCAAGGUGUGGAGCUUCUCCAAGCUGUGCUCAACUAUCAGACGAAGGACCCCCUGAUCCUCUCCUGCCUCCUCACCAACCUCUCCGCACUCUUCCCCUUUGUGCGCUAUAUGAACGGUUUCAUGCCUAGCGUUCUGACCAAGCUUUUCUCUGCCGUCCCCUUUGAGCUGAAUACUAAGGGCCCCCGGACCCGCUCAGUAAAGGCCGUCCGCCGUCAUGCCUGCGCUUCCAUUAUCAAGAUUUGCCGCGAUACUCCGGAUCUGGUUCUGCCUCACUUUACCCUCCUAAGCUCACACGCCACGCUCCUGUUUAUGGAUGAGCGUCUCACUCAAAUGGAGAAAUAUUCCAUGCUGGAAGCCCAGGUGAUGAUCAGCAACCACUUCAACAACUACGAGAAGCAGCGAGACUUCCUGGCGCAGCUGCUGAGUCCGGCCAUCUCUGUCUGGUCAUCCCAGGAAAUUCAAAGAGCCAUCUCCUCCCCUGAAGAAUUAAUUUCUUAUGUGGGAGCUGAAAUCCUGAAAGGACUGGAGGAAGUGGAGAGUCCAUGCCAGGCCAACCGCUCUCAGCUGAGUUUCGCCUUGUAUACGGUGGAAGGGGUGCUGCGAAGAGCCCGAUGGCCCAGUGAUCCAGAGACAGCAAAAGCUGGCGGAUUUGUCGUUGGUUACACUCCAGAAGGAAACCCCAUUUAUCGCAACCCGUGCAGUGAGCAUGUGCUAAAACUUCUGGACAGCAUCCUCUCCCUGGUGCGGUCAUUCAACAAUCUGUACCUUCCAGAGGUUGUCCAGAAGAUGGGUGAUUUCUAUGCCAAGUGUUUGGAUGUGAUGGAGAUGGAGAAGAAGUGCAUCUUGGGGUUGACACAGCCCGUCCUGGACACAUAUGACGUCCCCGUGUACCGGAGCUCCGAGGAGAGGAUGCAAGGCUUCUUCUGCACCAUGUAUGACAGCUGUUACCAGGUCAUGGGAAACCUCGGACCAUCCUUGUCGCAGGACUUUUAUUCUAUUCCGGAUCUGGCCACUCGCCUGGUUAAUUCGGCCUUCUGCAAUCUCAGCAAUGUACCGGACUUCCGCCUGCGAGCCAUGCUGCGUCUGUUUGUGAAGCCGCUUAUCCUGUCCUGUCCUCCAGAGAGGUACGAGAGCCUUAUAUGCCCCAUCGUGGGUCCGCUACUGAACUUCCUGCACCAGAGAUUGUCACAAAAAUGGUUAACAAGCAGUGGAGAAGAUUAUGGAGACUUGAACACAGAAUCAUCAGAGAUCCUGGAAAUCGAGCUGACACGGCUGCUGACCAGAGAAAUGGUGGAUCUGCUUGUUACGUGCUGCGUGGCCAAGAAAACCAGUGAGCAAAGCACAAACAAAGCAGAGGUGGACGGACUGCGGGGUGUGAAUCAGCCUGAAGCAGAGGAUGAGAGAGAAGAUGAGCCUGGAAGUGCCGUUACCCGGGUCUCUGGAGUUGACCGAUCUUGGGAAAUUUCUGAUGUCAAGUGAGGAGGUGUCCUCCCCUUUACUGAUCAGUGCCUUCAGCCCGCUUGUAUGGGUGGACACACCCGCCUGUCAGAAAGCCGCUAAUCAGCUAUGCUGGCCCCUACUAAAACAGGUGAUUUCCGGUUCUCUACCCUCAGAAGCUGCUCUUUGUUUCUUUACAAAUAUUCUGCGUGGGCUUCAGACACACGGUCAGCACGAAUUCUGUAAUGCAUCCCUGGUGAGCCUGGCAUUCCAGGUUUAUGAAGCUCUGCGUCCACGGUUCCAGGAGCUGCGACUGGUGAUGGAACAAGUCCCAGAGGUCCACAUGGACUCCUUGCAGCAGUUUGACACCAAACUUCUAUCCCCGGGACAGAAAGCUUCAGAGAAGAAGAGGAAGGAUCACUUCCGCAGGCUCAUCUCCGGGUGUAUAGGGAAACCUCUUGGCGAGCAAUUUCGAAAAGAAGUUCACAUCCGGAACCUUCCCUCCUUAUUCCAGAAGAAGCCUCGCCCGGUCUUGGAAGAUUCCAUUAUUGGAGGCUGUCCAGCAGCCCUGCCGGCACUAUUUCAGCAGUGA